Condylostylus longicornis is the source of this 1110-nucleotide messenger RNA. RefSeq lists its product as uncharacterized. The record is from RefSeq and is a predicted model, not a curated record. Lineage: Eukaryota; Metazoa; Arthropoda; Insecta; Diptera; Dolichopodidae. The transcript is spliced from 3 exons. The coding region runs from base 1 to 1110 and encodes 369 amino acids.
AUGUAUUCUUUCAGCGAAAACCCUGAUACACAUUUUAAUAUUAUCAAUGUUUAUCGAGCACCAAACAUUAUAUCAACCAAAUUUAAUGACUUUCUAGAUGAAUUUCAAAACUGCAUAGGAAAUACCAAUUACACCAUCGAUGAUUGGCUUGAAAGACUUAAAGAAAGGACCGUGGAAUCGUACAAAUCAUCAAAUAUAAAACGUAAGAAUAACCAGCACUGGAUCGAUAAAGAAGUUAUUGAGGCAGUGAAGGUUAAAAAUGGUUGGUUUUCAAAAUGGUCACGUGAUAGUUCCAAUACAUUCUUAGAACAUCAAUAUAAAUAUUAUCGCAAUAAGGUUACAAGCAUGCGUAGAUAUAAAAAACAAAAAUAUUUUGAAAAAGAGCUUGCAGAACAUUGUACAGAUUCCUCGAAAAUAUGGCAAUGCAUAAAUAAUAUGUUAUAUAACAGAGUCAGUAAUAAAAGUGGUGUUGAUUUACUAAAAGGAUUGUCAGAGCAGGAUGCUGAAAUAAAAAUUAAUAAUUUAAAUAAACAUUUUGCUGGAAUUGGUGAAUCAAUGACAAAAAAUUUUGAAAAUUCUCUUAAUUUAUCGAAUAAUCUGAUUAAAAUAUGCAAUGAGUAUUUAUGUGAUUCAAUUGCUUUAAUAAUUAAUAAAUCGCUCGCUGAGGGUGCUUUUCCUGAAGCCUUAAAACUGGGAAGAAUUGUUUCAAUUUUCAAAUCUGGUGAUAAGAGUGAUUAUAAUAAUUAUAGACCAAUUUGUACUCCUGGCACAUCUAAAAUUAUAGAAAAAGUUGUAUACACACAGGUCUCUCGAUUUCUCGAAAAUAACAAGAUUCUUUCAAAAACGCAAUAUGGUUACAGAAUCAAAUCCACCACCGAAACUGCUGUAGGUGAUAUGAUCAAUCGUGUUCAAAACCUAAAAGAUGCUAAUAAAAUGGUUUCAUUAUUAUUUAUGGAUCUGUCAAAGGCCUUCGACACAGUUGAUCAUAAAAUACUGCUGAUGAAAUUACGUAGUAAUGGAAUUAAAGGGUUGGCUAACAAAUGGUUUUCAUCUUAUCUACAAAAUCGGAAACAAUUUACACAUAUUGGUGCCAAUAAAAGCGAAAAUUAA